AUGGAGAUAACUUGCAGUUGGGCCAUCUGCCUUAAAUUUCUAAUUCCCUGUCUUAGAGACAAUUGUAUAACUAGUCAUGGUAGAACCCCUUUCUGGAUCUCUCAUCAGCGUGUUGUUUGUUAUACCUUUCUUGAUUGUCUGGUAACCCAAAGUACCUGGCAUGUACCUGGCCUGAACCGACUUCAUGACUCCAGAGUUCUUCGAUCUCUCACUCCUCCUACUUAUCUCUUAUCACGACGCGUGGAGAGACGCGGGCGACAUUUUAGAGUGGGCCUGGUCACGGCGGAGGUACCACUGAAUACUGCGUGGGUACAACCAACCACCACAACUGGUACUGCUAAGGUACUUUUACGCCGUACUAUACAGCAGCCACUGCACACGCGCAUCUCCAACGCGCUGUUUUCUUUCCCUACUUCUCUCCACCACCUGUUUUUCUUUAGGGAGGAGUUUGGACCCUCAAUUGCACUUUCUCUUCUUUCCUCUGUACUUCUGUCCCACUCAUAUACUUUGAAUGCUGCCGUCACUAUUGUACCUCGCUCCCGACGUCUCACUCUUUACCUCCUCCCUUGUCCUACAUUAAAGCUCAUUGCAAUGCAAUCCACAUCAAAUUUCAGUCCCGUCAAAGACGGUAGACGCAUCCUCAGCGACAAGACUCCCAACGCGUGUCUGUCUCCCGCGCGCAGUAAACAUCUGGAUGUUGUCUCAGACCUUUCACCAGUCAAACGCUCGCUCUCUGAGAGCCGCUCGCCGAAGAAACUGCUUCCUUCACCGUCAUUUGUGGGCCAGAAGCGUACAAUCGACCAAGUGGAGGACGACUCCCGAAUAAACAAAGAGAACGUGCAGAUCCAACGUGUCGAACAGGUGGAGAGAAACCAUGAACGCAACCUGCAGGAUCAAGCCAUUACUCCGGCCACGGCCCCAAAAUAUGAUCAGCAACAAUCAGACGCGAUGCCUUCGAAUGAUACCCAACAUACAGAGCCACAACAAUCCAAUCAACAAACACGCCGACUACCUCUCAGCGACAUUGUAGAUCUAAUCGACACUCCGAGCCCAAAAGAAACACCCAAGACCAAUUCAAGAACAAUUCCCGAAGACCCUCAAACCCGCAAGUUGUUUAUCCAGGAAAAAGCGAGUCUAUUGCGCAGCCGGAUACGAAGCGCAAUGCGCCACGUCCGGGACCACCAGUUCGAUCGCAGGUUAUCAGAGCUGGAAGCUCACAGCCGCAAAUUCCCCCGACUAUCACUGCCUGCCUUGAGUCAAAAGCCGACCGAUCCAGCGCCUACACCCCGGCGCGACACAACGACAGAAGCAUCAGCAGAUCUAGCAGCAGCAGCACUCGCCUCCACAUCAACGUCAAAGAAAUCAUCACCUAGUCUUGAACCUGCCCUAGACGUCGACAUCGAACCCACCCCGAAGAACUCCUCCGACGCACCCGCUGGUCUCUCUUCCCCUCCUCUAUCGGCCGGGACAACCGCCAACCAGGAGGAUGCGGAUCCACUGAGGACCCCGACGCAGAAGAGCUUCCACCGCCGGACAGACACGCUUGAGUCGCCCACGGCCAUGCAGCUGAGUAGUCCCCCGGCCACAGUAUCACGGCGCGGCGGCAAGAGGACCAUUGACAUGACGGAGGAGGAUGGCGAGGACGACAAAACAGAGAAAAUGGCCACGCCGGCACACAAGAGUGAUGCGGUCGAUGGACUUCUUAAGCUUAUGAAUACGUCCGAUAAACGACGCCACUCGGUCUCGGAUACCCGGAGCGGAUGA
This is a messenger RNA of Aspergillus fumigatus Af293, 1764 nucleotides long. RefSeq lists its product as uncharacterized. The record is from RefSeq and is a predicted model, not a curated record. Lineage: Eukaryota; Fungi; Ascomycota; Eurotiomycetes; Eurotiales; Aspergillaceae. The coding region runs from base 1 to 1764 and encodes 587 amino acids. The transcript is spliced from 5 exons.